AUGAGGAAAGGCAUCCUCACAGCAGUGGGUGGCGGCAUACAGGAGGUGGACAUCCAAGGGCUCAGCAUGCAGGAAAGGCAAUGCCUCAUCCAGCGCCUCAUCCGUAUCCCUGAGGAGGACAAUGAGAGGUUCCUUCUGAAACUGCGUGAACGGAUGGAGCGAGUUGGGAUUGAGAACCCAACGAUAGAAGUGCGGUUUGAGCACUUGACCAUCAACACGGAGGUCUAUGUUGGCAAACAGGGAGUCCCAACAUUCACCAACUUCUUCUCCAACAAAGUCAUGGAUGCGCUGACUGCUUUGCACAUUAUCUCCAGUGGGAAGAGACCUAUCUCCAUCCUUCAUGACAUAAGUGGAAUUGUAAGACCGAAUAGAAAAUUAAACUAGAUAAGGUUCUAACAUGGCUUCUUCGAUGAACUUUGUAAUGGAAUUAUUCAGGUAUCAGGAAGGGUGACUUAUAAUGGACAUGACAUGGACGAAUUUGUCCCUCAAAGCACAUCGGCAUACAUCGGGCAGCAUGAUGUUCACAUAGGUGAAAUGACGGUCCGUGAAACAUUGGCAUUUGCUGCAAGAUGUCAAGGAGUUGGAACACGUUAUGAUAUGCUUACUGAACUCUCAAGAAGGGAGAAACAAGCCAAAAUUAGGCCUGAUCUUGACAUUGAUGUUUACAUGAAGGCCAUCUCCCAGGAAGGACAAGAGAACCUCAUUACUGAUUACAUCCUCAAAAUUUUGGGUCUGGAUAUCUGUGCAGAUAUAAUGGUUGGAGACUCUAUGAUCAGAGGUAUCUCAGGGGGACAAAAGAAGCGUGUCACAAUUGGUGAGAUGCUUGUUGGGCCAGCUAAAACACUAUUCAUGGAUGAAAUCUCCACUGGUCUGGACAGCUCCACGACCUAUCAGAUCAUCAACUCUCUAAGGCAGUCGGUCCACAUCCUUGGUGGCACUGCACUCAUCUCAUUGCUUCAGCCUGCACCUGAAACAUACGAACUAUUCGAUGAUAUUGUUCUCCUUGCCGAGGGACAAAUCGUGUACCAGGGUCCUCGAGAAAAUGUCAUCGAGUUUUUUGAGGCCAUGGGUUUCAGAUGUCCUGAUAGGAAAGGUGUUGCAGACUUCUUGCAAGAAGUUACUUCUAGGAAGGAUCAAUACCAGUACUGGUGUAGAAGAGAUGAGCCAUAUCUGUACGUCUCAGUAAAUGACUUCGUAGAGGCCUUCAAAGUAUUUCAUGUUGGGAAUGCAUUGGGAUUGGAGCUCGAAGUGCCCUUCGAUCGAACCAAGAACCACCCUGCUGCCCUCACAACAUCAAAGUUUGGUAUUAGCAGGAUGGAGCUUCUCAAGGCAUGCUUUUCUAGGGAGUGGCUGCUGAUGAAGAGGAACUCAUUCGUUUACAUCAUCAAAGUAGUGCAGCUCAUUAUCCUAGGAACCAUUGCAAUGACGGUCUUCCUGCGCACAAAAAUGCAUCGACAUGAUGUCGAAGAUGGAGUCAUCUUUCUAGGCGCGAUGUUCCUCGGCCUAGUUACACAUUUGUUCAAUGGUUUUGUUGAGGUUGCCAUGAGCAUUGCAAAGCUGCCAAUAUUUUAUAAGCAGAGAGAUCAUCUCUUCUAUCCAUCAUGGGCAUAUGCAUUGCCUACAUGGUUGCUCAAGAUCCCAAUAUCAUUCUUGGAAUGUGCUGUGUGGACUGGCAUGACUUACUAUGUCAUUGGUUUUGAUCCAAGCAUUGAAAGAUUCUUCCGUCAUUACCUACUGCUUGUACUAAUAAGCCAAAUGGCAUCUGGUCUUUUCCGGCUUCUUGCUGCAGUAGGAAGAGACAUGGUUGUUGCAGAGACAUUUGGCUCAUUUGCUCAGAUUGUCCUGCUAAUUCUUGGUGGAUUCUUGAUAGCAAGAAAUAACAUCAAGAAAUCGUGGAUUUGGGGUUACUGGUCCUCCCCUCUGAUGUAUGCCCAGAAUGCCAUAGCGGUGAAUGAGUUCCUUGGCAAUAGUUGGCAGGUGGUCGAUAGGACAGAAAAUAAUGACACACUCGGUGUCCAAAUCCUAAAGGCACGUGGCAUUUUUGUAGACCGAAACUGGUACUGGAUUGGUGUUGGAGCAUUGCUUGGAUACAUCAUGAUCUUCAAUUUACUCUUUGUACUGUUCCUUGACUGGCUUGGCCCACUUAGAAAAGGCCAAACUAUUGUUUCUGACAAGGGACUGAGAGAGAAGCAACAAAACCGUACUGGUGAGAAUGUUGAACUGCUGCCUCUUGGAACAGACUGCCAGAAUUCACCAUCUGAUGGAAGUGGAGAAAUCACCCGAGCAGACACCAAGAAGAGAGGAAUGGUACUUCCAUUUACGCCAUUGACAAUCACCUUUGACAAUAUCAAAUACUCCGUGGACAUGCCUCAGGAAAUGAAAAACAAAGGUAUUACUGAAGACCGGCUACUACUACUGAAGGGUGUAAGUGGAGCCUUCAGACCUGGAGCCCUUACGGCAUUGAUGGGAGUCAGCGGAGCGGGUAAGACAACUCUGUUGGAUGUGUUGGCAGGAAGGAAAACUAGUGGCUACACUGAAGGAGACAUUUAUGUAUCUGGAUACCCAAAGAAGCAAGAGACCUUUGCUCGGAUCGCUGGUUACUGUGAGCAAAGUGAUAUCCACUCUCCACAUGUCACUGUUUAUGAAUCCCUCCUAUUCUCAGCAUGGCUCCGGCUGCCCCCUGAAGUUGACUUGGAAGCAAGAAAGAUGUUUGUGGAGGAGGUUGCUGAACUUGUCGAGCUAAUGCCACUGAGGGGAGCAUUAGUGGGGCUGCCAGGAGUGGAUGGUUUAUCUACCGAACAGAGGAAGAGGCUCACUAUAGCAGUUGAGCUUGUUGCCAACCCAUCCAUCAUAUUCAUGGAUGAACCAACUUCGGGACUAGAUGCAAGGGCAGCUGCAAUUGUGAUGAGGACAGUCAGAAACACGGUCGAUACUGGACGAACAGUCGUCUGCACAAUCCAUCAGCCCAGCAUCGACAUCUUUGAAGCUUUUGAUGAGUUGUUCUUGCUAAAAUGGGGAGGUGAAGAAAUAUACGUUGGCCCCUUGGGAGACAAGUCAUGCCACCUAAUUAAGUACUUUGAGGUGAGGUUCGUUACUCACCUACUGAUACGAGGUGUGAAGAAAAUCAAGGACGGUUACAAUCCUGCAACAUGGAUGUUGGAAGUGACCACCCUAGCUCAAGAAGACGUUCUUGGGUGCAACUUUGCUGAAGUAUAUAGGAAUUCAGAUUUAUACCGGAAGAACAAAAAUUUGGUCAGUGAAUUAAGCACACCUCCACCUGGAUCCAAAGACUUGUACUUUCCAACACAGUACUCACAGUCCUCCAUCAUACAGUGCAUGGCUUGCCUAUGGAAGCAGCACAAGUCAUACUGGAGAAACCCGUCAUACACUGCAACUAGAAUCUUCUUCACCACACUUAUUGGCUUUGUAUUUGGAACCAUCUUCUUAAGCUUAGGCAAGAAAGUUGUCAAGAGACAGGACCUGUUUGACGCUUUGGGAUCCAUGUAUGCUGCGGUUCUUUUAAUUGGAGUUCAGAAUGGCCUAUCCGUACAACCGAUAGUAGAAGUUGAGAGAACAGUAUUCUAUCGAGAAAAGGCUGCUGGAAUGUACUCGGCUCUACCCUAUGCUUUUGCACAGGUUGUAAUUGAGAUCCCACACAUCUUCCUCCAGACCGUUGUCUAUGGUCUCAUCAUAUAUGCCUUGAUAGACUUUGACUGGACAGUCCAAAAGUUCUUUUGGUACAUGUUUUUCAUGUACUUCACGUUCAUGUACUUCACAUUCUACGGGAUGAUGUUAGUUGCCAUGACACCAAACAGUGACAUCGCCGCCCUAGCUUCAACUGCAUGCUAUGCAAUAUGGAAUAUCUUUGCUGGCUUCAUUAUCCCCAGACCAAGGAUACCAAUAUGGUGGAGAUGGUACUCGUGGGCAUGCCCAGUGGCUUGGACACUAUAUGGACUUGUGGCUUCCCAAUUUGGAGAUAUUAUAGAUGUUGAGCUGGAAGAUGGGGAAAUAGUAAAAGAUUUCAUCAACAGAUUCUUUGGGUUUACGCAUGAUCACUUGGGUUACGCAGCCACUGCUGUUGUUGGUUUCACUGUUUGCUUUAGUUUCAUGUUUGCCUUCUGCAUCAAAGUAUUCAACUUCCAGAUAAGAUAAGAACACAUCUCAAACAGAUUCAGCUAUGAAUAAGCUCACUUUUAAUAUAGGCACAAAAUAAAUGUAAGAUAAUAGUAGCGCGUGUGUAGAACAGAGUUGGUUACUUAAAUGUUAUUUUCGCUUAA
Messenger RNA from Sorghum bicolor (sorghum), 4277 nucleotides. Its product is annotated as ABC transporter G family member 39. Gene Ontology annotation, cellular component: membrane. Gene Ontology annotation, molecular function: ABC-type transporter activity; ATP binding; ATP hydrolysis activity. The transcript has 22 exons. The record is from RefSeq and is a predicted model, not a curated record. NCBI's taxonomy places the organism in Eukaryota, Viridiplantae, Streptophyta, Magnoliopsida, Poales, Poaceae.